CUAUUUUAGCUUGGUAGGAGAGAGAAAGUGAGAUAAUAGCCAAUAAGUUGUUGGGGGGUUGGGUUAUAGAUCAAAGAGAAAGAGAGGGGAUAAGAAAGAAGCAUAUAGUUAGAAGAAAAAAAAGGAGGUCUUGGGGGGUGGGGGGGAAUUGGUUAGACAAGUUAUGCGCGUAGGAGCUUGCACGUUGCAGCAGACACUCACAACAGAGGCUGCUUCAGUAUUGAAGCAGUCUCUGGGCCUCGCAAGGAGAAGGGGACACGCUCAAGUCACCCCUCUCCAUGUGGCCGCCACUCUUCUCUCUUCGAGAUCAAGUCUCUUGAGAAGAGCUUGCCUCAACUCAACUUCUAAUUACUCUCCCCCAACUCCUCCUUAUCAUCAUCAUCAUCAAUACCAUCCUCUUCAAUGUCGAGCUCUCGAGCUUUGCUUCAACGUAGCCCUAAACCGACUUCCAACCGCACCGGGCCCUCUCCUCCACGGUCAACCGUCUCUCUCAAACGCUCUCAUAGCCGCCCUCAAACGGGCACAGGCGCAUCAGAGACGCGGCUCCAUCGAACAAAACCAACAUCAACUUCAUCAUCAGCAACAACUACCAAACCAGCAACAGCAACAGCAACAGCAACAACCGCUUUUAGCGAUUAAGGUUGAACUCGAACAACUUGUUUUAUCAAUCUUGGAUGACCCGAGUGUCAGUCGGGUUAUGCGAGAGGCUGGUUUCUCGAGUACGGCAGUUAAGAACAGUUUGGAAGAUACUUCUAUCUUCCACUGCUAUGGCACUACAACUCCGGGUGGAGUCUUUUCUUCCCCGUGCUCACCAACUCGAACCGAUUCUUAUCCGGGGAACUUUUGGCAGACCCAAUUCGUGUUUCCACUUCAAAAGAAAACCCUUAUCGCGGAUAAUAACUCCGAAGAUUUGAAGUUGGUUUUGGAGGUUCUCUUGAGAAAGAAGAGGAAGAACACGGUCAUCGUUGGAGACUCGGCACUGUUGAUCGAAAGUCUUGUCGAACAACUAACUGAAAGAGUUGAGAGAGGAGAUGUGCCUGAAGGGCUGAAACAAACACACUUGAUCAAAUUCCAAUUCUCAUCAGUUCCAUUGAUGUUCAUGAAAAAGGAGGAAGUGGAACAAAACUUGGUAGACUUGAAAAGGAAGGUGGAUUCUCUCCUUGAGUCAGAAUCUGGUGUGAUUGUCUACACUGGGGAUCUGAAGUGGACAGUUGUAGACACGUCGUCAGAAUCAGUUGGUCAUGAUCAAUAUUACAAACCAGUUGAUCAUUUGGUUGAAGAAAUUGGGAGGAUGGUUUAUGAAUAUAGCAACUUAGGAAGAAGGGUUUGGUUAGUGGCUACAGCAAAUUACAAGACGUACUUGAAGUGCCAGAUGAGACAGCCUUCUCUUGAGCUUCAAUGGACUCUUCAAGCUGUAUCUGUUCCUUCUGGUGGUCUUGGAUUAUCUCUUCAUGCUAACAGUUUGUCACAAAACCCAUGUGAGAUGUUUGAAGCCAAGCCAUUGAUGAGAAAAGAGGAAGAAGACAAGAUGAAUUCCUGUGUGGAAUGCACAUCUUGUUAUGAAAGAGAAGCUGCUGCAUUUCUCAAAUCUGGACAGCUGAAGUCUCCCCCCUCCAUCUUCUCCAGCACCAGCUCAAACGACAUGAAAAAUGAUUCUACUCAAUUGCCAUGCUGGCUAAAAUCGCUCCAACCCGAUUCACAACAUAAGGAUGUACUGGCGGAAUUGAGGCGGAAAUGGAAUAGAUUUUGUGACAGUUUCCAUCCAGGAAGGAAUUCCCAGAAUUAUAUAACAGGGAAAUGCAAUUCCAACUCAUUGACAUAUAACCCAUGUUGGCCUGAUCAGAAAAAAGUUCACCAGGAUUCGAAUUCUAUAAGUUUCGCUCAUUCACCACCAUCGAGGCUAAAUCAAACCGCGGCUUCAUUUCCCCGGUUCAGACGCCAGCAGUCGUGUCACAUUGAGUUUAAUUUCAGCAAUUCGGAUGCACGCACAUUGGAUUUUCUCAAGGAUACUACUAAGGAUGCUAAUAUCACACUUGCCCUUGGGAAUCACUGCUCCUUAGAGACAGAGAUGAUCAAGAAACUGCAAGAAAACGUGCCAUGGCAAAAGGAAACUGUUUCUUCUAUAGUUAAAGUCCUGAACAAAACCAAUUUGGCGAAUAUGGAUGCUUGGUUCUUGAUUGAGGGAAACGAUUCGGUUGGAAAGAGGAGACUGGCAAUGGCGAUUUCAGAAUCGGUUUUGGGAUCACCUGAGUUGCUUCUGGAAAUGAACAUGAGAGACAGAGAUAAGAGGAACAAUUGGUAUGAAACACUUAAUGGGGCGUUGAGGAAUCAACCAAAGAUAGUGGCUUUAGUCGAAAAUGUGGAAUUUGCAGAUGCUCAUUUCCAGAAGUUUCUUGCUGAUUGCUACGAAACAGGGGAAUUUGGUGAACUGAAUAGGGGUCAAGUAAUUUUCAUCCUUACAAAAGAAGAUCAAUCAAGCUCUAAAGACGAUUACGAGAAAAACAGGGAUUCUGUAAUUCAGAUGCGUUUUGAAUUCAACGACAAGGGUCCCAACUUGGGGACACCAAACUCGAAUAGCAAGAGGAAAUUUGAAUGGGAGAAUGAUCAGAACGAGGCCAAAAGUCCUAGAAUGAUCAUCAAGAAGGGACUCAACUCCAAUAUACUUGAUCUUAACAUGAGAGCGAAAGAGGAAGAAGAUGAUGAAAGUGAGGAAUUCAGCAGCCCGAAUUCGAGUAACUUGACCCAAGAGGCAACAAAUGAUCCUCAAGGGUUCUCUGUCCCUGUCAAGAAUAGGUUUGUGUUUGACCGUAAUCCUUCUGAAGAAUUACUUGCUUUGGAGAUGUACAUUUCAAUGAUGAGAGGAUCAUUUGAGGAGGUCCAAAGGGACCAAGGGCGGAGUUGUCUUUUCAGUGUAGAAGAGAGGCUAGUAGAGGAAAUUGUGUUUGGUUCAGGGACAUUUACCAACAGUCUGUUUGAAAAAUGGCUGAUAGAGGUAUUUAAAACAAGUUUGGAAAAAAUCAAAAUUGGGGGGAAAGAGGGGAUAGGUGUUAGGCUCUGUUUGGAUGGGGGUAAAGGAGGGGGGGAUUGUGGGGGUGGGGGUCGGAAUAAUGGGUUUUUGGGUUCAAAUCUGCCCAAGAAAAUACAAUAUCCGCGUCUUACGAAAGACAACUAUGAUAGUUGGUCUAUCCGAGUAAAGACGUUACUCAAUUCUCAAGAUUCAAGCGUUCUAGAAGAACAAAAAGAAGGAUCAACACGCCCUUUCUAUAAUCCACCAGUGUCUGAUGAUGUUGCUUUUGAGAAAGUAGCAAAUGCCUCGACGUCCAAGGAGGCAUGGGAAAUUCUAGAAAAUUCCCACAAAGGAGUUGUCAAGGUAGAGGAAGAGAAAGAGGACGCGAACGAGGACAAAGAAGUGACGGAUACAAGAAAGGAUACGAAAAGGCACGCGUUGAGUGCUACAAUUGUCACAAAUUGGGUCAUUAUGCUCGUGUUUACUGCCGAAACAAUGCAUUUGAGUUUUGAAGAGGCUAGUAAAGAGAAGAAAUGGAGACAAGCUAUGGAAGAGGAAAUUCGAGCCAUUGAAAGAAAGAAUAUAUAG
Impatiens glandulifera is the source of this 3595-nucleotide messenger RNA. RefSeq names its product protein SMAX1-LIKE 4-like. The transcript has 7 exons. Bases 164 to 3595 code for a protein of 1143 amino acids. The record is from RefSeq and is a predicted model, not a curated record. NCBI's taxonomy places the organism in Eukaryota, Viridiplantae, Streptophyta, Magnoliopsida, Ericales, Balsaminaceae.